Biomphalaria glabrata is the source of this 643-nucleotide messenger RNA. Its product is annotated as perlucin-like. The transcript has 3 exons. The record is from RefSeq and is a predicted model, not a curated record. Lineage: Eukaryota; Metazoa; Mollusca; Gastropoda; Planorbidae. Bases 147 to 638 code for a protein of 163 amino acids.
UAGGACUAUUUGUUUCUAUUUUAUUUGUAAGUCUUCCGAUUUUGUAUAUUUGAUAUGCGCGGAUGGCUGUAGAAAUCACUCCUGAGCAACUAGAUGUCAUUGGACAUAGAAUCUUAUGAAAAGGAAUACCUCUUGGCAUUAUUAAGAUGAGGAUUUUCAGGCUGUCUCUUUUACUGCUAGGAGCUGUUCAGGUCUCAGUAUCUACUGAAAUCAGCGUGAGCCUAGACGACAGACGAUUCUUCUUACCUUCAGCCUAUUUGAAUAAGUUGUACUUCAUAUCCAGAGCCACGUUUGCGAGCUUCGGCCUGGCCAGGGCCACGUGUGAGUCCGCCAGAGGCUACGUGGCUGAGAUUGACAACCUCGUGGAGCUGAUCUUCCUGGAAAACUUCCUGACACGCUCUGACGUGGCCAAAGUUUACGUAGCAGGAACCGACGCUGCGUUUGAUGGCAGAUGGGUCUCCCAACGCACAGGAGCAACACGGAAUGUUUUUGACUGGAGCGACGGAGAGCCGAACAAUUUCAAUGGGCAGGAGGAAUGCAUCGAGUUGAUAAAAAGCAGACAGAGUAGAAUGAAUGAUAUUGUCUGCAAUAACCCGCUGGAGAGGCCAAAUGUCUUAUGUGAAAUAGACUUAUUUUAAAUGUC